AUGGCUACCAACACAAUAAAAACCAAGACACUUUCUGGCGUCGGAAACCUCAUAAAGCUCCUGCCAACCGGCACCGUUUUCACCUUCCAAUUCCUCAACCCUGUCUUAACCAACGGUGGCCACUGCACCACCGUCAACAAGUACCUCUCCUCCAUCCUCAUCACCCUCUGCGGUCUCUCCUGCAUAUUCUCUUCCUUCACCGACAGCUACGAAGAUGAUGACGGAACCACCCACUACGGAAUUGCUACCACUAACGGCCUCUGGCCGACUCCGCCAUCAUCCUCGGGCGUUGAUGUUUCUAAGUACAGGCUUCGAAUCGGAGACUUUGUGCAUGCACUUUUCACGGUGGUUGUUUUUGCGGUGGUGGCGUUGUUGGAUGACAACACGGUGGAGUGUUUGUACCCUGCGUUUGAGACGAACGAGAAAAUGUUGAUGAUGGUGGUGCCGCCGGUGAUCGGAGCUGUUUCGGGGACGUUGUUCAUGGUGUUUCCUAAUACACGUCAUGGGAUAGGGUACCCAUCUGCAAGACAAUCGAACAAGUGA
Messenger RNA from Lactuca virosa, 543 nucleotides. The record is from the annotation of a GenBank genome assembly. Lineage: Eukaryota; Viridiplantae; Streptophyta; Magnoliopsida; Asterales; Asteraceae.